AUGCGUCUCCUCAGUCGCUUCUCCAUACUCUCAGGGCAACUACUGCUGCUAAGCCAACGGCAUAUAUACGCAGGCGCGGUGGGCUCAUUACCUGCCAAAACCGUUGUGGAAUAUUCUCUCCCAGCUGCAGGCCAAACCCACGAAAUCCUCGCCGUGAGCGACAACCUCCUGCUCGUCUCUCAGCAAACUGAUGGAAGUUUUGUCAAAGUAGGGCUCGACAACAAUGGCCAGCCUACUGGUUCUCGCAAAUACACCGCAACAAACCCAUGGUCCGGUUUACACGGACUGGCACUAGGCUCAGGACCUGGAAGUAACUCGUCCACGUCCACUGUCUGGGCAACUGUCCAGUUCGACAACGCCAUCCUCCAAAUCGACCCCAAUGGCGAUGAUAUCAACUCACAACCACGCGUCAUUAACAGCAUUCCCAUUCCCUCGCCCGCAUUUGGCCCUCAUGGCGUGUUGGAGAACGAUGGCCACUUGUGGAUAGCGUGCAAGGACAGCUCGCACGUAGUCAGAAUGAACGUUAAUAACCCAGCUGACCACCAGGUCUGGGCUGUUAGCGGACGCCCCAUCUUCGUCGCCGUUCAUCCUACAAGUGGGGACGUCUUCGCUGGUCUGGAUCUGAGUAGCAAGAUUUGGCAUUACAAGAAUGACGGGGGAGAUGGCGAGGAGAUUGCGGUGCCUCCAGAGAAAGGGACCACACCCGUUGGCCUGAUUGCUGGACCAGAUGGCAACGCGUGGGUCGUUCUCUUGGGUAACGCGACAACAGGCACAGGCACAUUCGGACGCAUCAAUAAAGACGCGUCUAUCGAUUGGUUCACCAUGUCCUCUGCCAUUGGCAAGACGGCGCCUUUGAUCCACCUCGCUUUUGGCGAAGAUCCAAAUCAGUUCUGGCUGCUGGGAUCAUCUACAACCUGCGCCGAAUGCGUCAACGCCGUGUUUACGGUGAGAAUUGAUGAUAUCUCGGUUGGUGGCAUGGUGAAGCCGAGGAUUGCGAUACAAAACACGAUCAUGUUGCCCACUCAGAGGAGCUGGACUCAUCGUAUGAUCUUGCAUGGGGGAAGUCUAUACAUCACCGAGCUCACAACUUCGAUACUCGCGCAUGUCAGUGGGGUUGCUGUAAACGGCUUGAAUGUUAGUGAGACCUGGGACCAGUAUUCAAACUAUGGUCUUGGGAUGAAGGCGCAAGCUGUUGAUUAUAAUAACACCGUUUAG
Macroventuria anomochaeta is the source of this 1215-nucleotide messenger RNA. RefSeq lists its product as uncharacterized. The record is from RefSeq and is a predicted model, not a curated record. The coding region runs from base 1 to 1215 and encodes 404 amino acids. The transcript has a single exon. Gene Ontology annotation, molecular function: protein binding. NCBI's taxonomy places the organism in Eukaryota, Fungi, Ascomycota, Dothideomycetes, Pleosporales, Didymellaceae.